AAUAGAUUCUCAAGCCACGAACUUGACCGCAGGCAGGAACAGGAGCAGGAGCAGGAGCAGAUCCCCAACCACCGGUUCCAAAUGCGAUUUUGGCCGCUCUUCUUCUCCUUCCCUUGAGGAUGUUAUAGAUAGCGCUGCUCUCUUUUCUUUAGGUAGGAGAAACCCUAAAAAUCCUUUUUUUCUUUUCAUUUUGAUACAGGCAGACCCACAUGAAUGUAGCGUAUCCAUGAUGCUGGUGAGUUUUUAUCCCCUCAACUUGAUCCUUUCUUGGAACCUUGGUGUAUGUCAUGAUUUUUAUUGUUUUCAUAUAGACUGCAAUUUUUUAUUUGGAGUCCUCAAUUACAAGUGAAAUACAUAUUCUUCGUUUCCAACUAUGGAAAACGAGGUGAUCGAAUUCGACAUGGGACUAGGAGGAGGUGGAGAUGAUGCGGUAGCCAUUAUCGAUGAUGAAGAAAUGACUGAUGAUUCUCCCAGUGCUGCCAAUGGCAUUAUGGGAAGCUCUAGUUUCUUCGAUCCUUCUACUUAUGUUCUUCAACGGGACCUGGAUCUUGAGCCGUGUGAGGGCAUGGAAUUCGAGUCUGAAGAGGCUGCCAAGGGUUUCUAUAAUUCCUAUGCUCGCCGUGUCGGGUUCAGCACCCGUGUUAGCUCUUCUCGUAGGUCCAGAAAGGAUGGCGCCAUCAUACAGAGGUCCUUCGUUUGUGCUAAAGAAGGAUUCCGCAACUUAAAUGAGAAACGCACCAAAGAUAGAGAGAUCAAACGCCCACGAACUGUCACCCGUGUAGGUUGCAAGGCAUCAAUGUCGGUGAAGAUUCAAGAUUCAGGCAAGUGGGUCGUCUCAACAUUUGUGAAAGAACAUAAUCAUGAGUUGGUUCCUCCAGACCAGGCAGCUGGAAUGGGACCCCGGAGAAUAAUGUCAGCCUUGAUCAAAGAGUAUGGUGGUAUCAGUAAAGUCGGAUUUACAGAAGUAGAUUGUAGGAAUUACAUGAGGAAUAACCGCCAAAGGAGUUUAGAAGGAGACAUACAACUUCUCCUUGAUUAUCUGAGGCAAAUGCAUGCAGACAAUCCAUCAUUCUUCUAUGCUGUUCAGGGGGAUGAGGAACAAUGUACAGGUAAUGUAUUCUGGGCUGAUACAAAGGCAAGGGCCAACUACACUUACUUUGGGGAUACUGUCACAUUUGACACCACCUACAGAUCAAACAGAUAUCGUUUGCCCUUUGCACCUUUCACUGGGAUCAAUCAUCAUGGCCAGCCUGUUUUGUUUGGCUGUGCUUUUCUCAUAAAUGAAUCGGAAUCCUCAUUCAUAUGGCUAUUUAAGACUUGGGUUUCAGCAAUGUCUGGCCGCCUCCCAGUAUCAAUCACCACAGAUCAUGACACAGUCAUACGAUCAGCCAUUAUGCAAGUUUUUCCUGACAUCCGCCAUCGCUUCUGCAAAUGGCACAUCUUUAAAAAGUGUCAGGAGAAGUUAUCCCAUGUGUUCCUCAAGUACCCCAAUUUUGAAGCAGACUUCCAUAAGUGUGUGAAUUUAACAGACUCAGUUGAUGAAUUUGAAACUUGUUGGUUGUCACUUGUUGAUAAGUAUGAUCUUAGGGAUCAUGAGUGGCUUCAAGCAAUAUACUCGUCACGCAUUCAAUGGGUCCCUGUGUAUUUGCGUGAUACAUUUUUUGCCGAAAUGUCUAUAACACAACGCAGCGAUAGUAUGAACUCUUAUUUUGAUGGAUAUGUAAAUGCAUCAACUACUCUAAAUCAGUUUGUGAAGUUGUAUGAGAAAGCAUUAGAGAGCCGCAAUGAGAAAGAAGUUAAAGCGGAUUAUGACACAAUGAAUACCCUCCCUCUUUUGCGUACUCCUUCUCCCAUGGAAAAACAAGCAUCUGAACUUUACACAAGAAAGAUAUUCAUGAGAUUUCAAGAGGAGUUGGUUGGGACACUUACUCUUAUGGCAUCAAAAGUAGAGGAUGAUGGUGAGGUCACAACAUAUCAAGUAGCAAAAUUUGGAGAGGACAACAAAUCGUACCGUGUCAACUUCAAUGUUCUAGAGAUGAGAGCUACUUGUAGCUGCUGUAUGUUUGAAUUUUCGGGUCUUCUAUGCAGACAUGUAUUGGCGGUCUUUAGAGUGACAAAUGUUCUAACUCUUCCUUCCUGUUACAUUUUAAAGCGAUGGACAAUAAAUGCCAAGAGCAGUGUUAUACUUGAAGAACGAGUUAAUGAUGCAUUUUCUAGUUAUCUGGAGUCGCAUACUGUCAGAUAUAAUACCCUUCGACAUGAGGCUCUUAAAUUUGUAGAAGAAGGGGCCGAGUCUGUUGAUACAUACAAUGUGGCGAUGAGUGCUUUGGAAGAGGCUGCAAGGAGAGUUGCCAUAACAGCAAAAAAUGAAGGAAGAGUUCUUAUGAUUAAUGGGCGUACCAGGGAAGAUGCAAGAAGCAAUGGAACCCUGACCAAAAGGAAUAUCAGCAAUCACCAUGAAAGUUUGGACCAGAAUUUAUCAGAGGAUGAGAUGGACAGAAAGAUUCAAGAACUUAACAAGGAGGUGGAAUGUGCUAAGCGCAAGUGUGAAGUUUAUAGGAGCAACCUGGUUUCAGUUUUAAAAGACAUUGAAGAUCAUAAACAGCAGCUAUCACUUAAAGUUCAGAUCAUAAGGUAUAGCAUGAAAGAUUGUUUGUAAAGGUGAUGGAUGAUUCAACAUAUAUGUAUAGUGGAUUUUCCUUCCCUCCUUUCUAAUGACUGUAAAAAACAAGGUACUGAUAGUUGAGGCUUCCCAUGGUUUUCAUGUUAAUAAUUUUGAAUUUAAUGCUUUU
This is a messenger RNA of Cynara cardunculus var. scolymus (artichoke), 2792 nucleotides long. Its product is annotated as protein FAR1-RELATED SEQUENCE 5. The record is from RefSeq and is a predicted model, not a curated record. Gene Ontology annotation, biological process: regulation of DNA-templated transcription. Gene Ontology annotation, molecular function: zinc ion binding. Bases 374 to 2659 code for a protein of 761 amino acids. NCBI's taxonomy places the organism in Eukaryota, Viridiplantae, Streptophyta, Magnoliopsida, Asterales, Asteraceae. The transcript is spliced from 3 exons.